UCGCCUUCCCUGCCUUUGCCCGCCUCGCUCUGUCCGGCGCUCCGAGGGAAAAGACCGCUCCGCCACCGGGGCGAAGCCGGGCAAACGAGCCGUCGGGGCCGCCUUUGGCAGAGCCGGAUCGUCCCCCGCUGCCAGCCGGGAUCUCCGGGGAAGGAUCCUGGAAUCCGCUCCUCCCUCCACGGAUCGGAUCCUUCGCGGGGAGGGACGAGGAAGCCACCGAGAUCUACCCGGGGCCUCCGCCCGCGCCCACGGAAGAGGAAGAGAUCGCGGCGCCCGCGGGCGCCAGGGAAGCCUUGGAGGGCAUGUAGAGCGCCUCUGGGUUGCAGACCUGGAUCGUCUUCCCCGAUGGGAGGGGGUUUGAGCUGGCUCCCAGCUCUCCCCGUGGUCUCCCUUCCGCUGGGGGUCCAUGUUCCUAGACCCAAUGAGGCCGGGAGGGCACGAUGGAGCCAUUGAAAACCAUGUUCCGGAAAGCCCCUCUGGUGGGCGGCUGGGGUCCAGGCUCCCGAGUGGGGGGUCCCUCCGGAGUCGGGGGUCCCUCCGCUUAUGCCAACCCCGUCUGGAGGGCGUUGUUUGACUACGAGGCCGCCAGCACGGAUGAGCUGACCCUGCGCAAGGGGGACUUGGUGGAAGUCCUGUCUUGGGACUCGGCCAUCUCUGGCGACGAAGGCUGGUGGGCCGGCAAGCUGAACGACCGAGUGGGCAUCUUCCCGUCGAAUUAUGUCUCGCCCAAGACGGCGGCCUAUGUGGCACCCAGCGACCCCCCCGAGGCGGACUUUCGGGACCUGACGCUGGAGGAGGUGAUCGGGGUGGGGGGCUUCGGGAAGGUCUACCGGGGCAGCUGGAAGGGGCAGUUGGUAGCGGUCAAGGCGGCGCGCCAGGACCCGGACGAGGACAUCAGCACCACGGCCGAGCGAGUGCGUCAGGAGGCCCGUCUCUUCGCCAUGCUCAAGCACCCCAACAUCAUCGUCCUGAAGGCCGUCUGUCUGCAGGGGCCCAACCUGUGUUUGGUGAUGGAGUACGCGGCUGGAGGGCCGCUCAGCCGGAUGCUGGCCGGACGCCGCAUCCCGCCGCACAUCCUCAUCAACUGGGCAGUCCAGAUCGCGCAGGGCAUGGAGUACCUUCACUGUGGCGCCAUCGUGCCCGUCAUCCACCGGGACCUGAAAUCCAACAACAUUUUGUUGAGUGAAUACGUGGACGACGGCGAGGUCAGUGGGAAAACUCUCAAAAUCACCGAUUUCGGUCUGGCCAGGGAAUGGCACAAAACCACUAAAAUGAGCGCAGCCGGGACGUACGCCUGGAUGGCCCCGGAGGUCAUCAAAAACUCAACUUUUUCCCGGGGUAGUGACGUCUGGAGUUAUGGGGUGCUCUUGUGGGAACUCCUCACCGGCGAAGUUCCAUACCGGGGAAUUGACGGGCUGGCCGUGGCUUAUGGGGUUGCCGUCAACAAACUCACACUCCCGAUACCAUCUACGUGCCCUGAACCCUUUGCCCGUUUAAUGACAGAGUGCUGGCAGCAGGACCCCCACGCGCGCCCCAGCUUUGCCUCCAUCCUCGACCAGCUGACGGUCCUCGAGACGCAGGUGUUGCACGACCUGCCCCAAGAGUCCUUCCAUUCCAUGCAAGACGACUGGAAAGUGGAGAUCCAGGAUAUGUUUGACGAACUGCGGGCAAAAGAGAAGGAGCUGUUGAGCCGGGAGGAAGAGCUGAAGCAGGCAGCCCUGAAGCAGAAGUCCCAGGAGGAAUUUCUCCGCCAGCGGGAACACGAACUGGCCCAGUGGGAGCUGGAGGUCUUCGAGCGCGAACUCAGCCUCCUCAUCCAGCAGAUGAACCGCGAUCGGCCGCACGUGAAGAAGCGCAAGGGUACCUUCAAGCGCAACAAGCUCAGAGGAAGGGACAGCGAUCGCAUCAGCAUGCCGCUCGAUUUUAAGCAUCGCAUCACGGUUCAAGCAUCCCCAGGGCUGGACAAGAGGAAGGAUUUUUUCGAUGCCGGCGCGGGGGGCUCCCCCACAUUCCCACGCUUUCGAGCUAUCCAGUUGGAACCGAGUGAGAACGAUCAGAACUGGAACCGGCAACUCCCCCGUCGUAGCGAUGAGACCUGGAAUGGCCAUACCAAGAGCCCGGGCUCCCCUAAAAUGCCCGAGGGCAGUACGCAAAAUGGCAGGAGGAGAUCGCGGCCCGAAGAAACAACGUGGUAUGUAGAUCCGGCUGGUUCCCCUGUUCACUCACCGCUGCAUUCUCAGUCCAACCAGAACGGCGACGUCGCCGGCAACUCUGCGGAAACCGAGGACCAGACACUGGAAAGGCCAAACGGGCCCCGGCUCAUCCAGAGGGUUUUACUCAGGGGUUCAGCCUUGCUGGCUUCCCUGGGAUUGGGCCGUGAGUUGCCGGCCCCCUCUUCGGAGGGGCCCGUGGAAGGGCCAACUUCUCGGAAGCUGUCUCCCCAAAGAGACCCCACUCCUGCUCUACAGGUGGACACCUGCAAGGAUGAGGCUGCCACGGAUCUCCUCAUUGACCUGGCUUCGGUGGGGGACAGGACGGCCUUGCCACCCCUAUGGAUACGAGAGUCACCCAGGGUGCCACAGACCGUGGAAGGACGGACCACCAAGGCCCAAAAGUGGGAUGGCGCCUUCCCCUCUCCCUCCUCCCCCCGCAGCCCCCGCUCCCCUCGCCCCUCCCUUCACCCCACCCUCAUUUCCCGUCCCCGUCCUUCCCCUAUCCGCAGCCGGAUCGACCCCUGGAGCUUCGUCUCAUCAGGAUCCCGGGCCUCACCAGCAGUCACCCCAGUCCAGUCACCCCGCCUGGCUCCACGACAGUUCAAACCACUCGGUCCCGAAAGCACCAACCCUUUCGGGGCGCCCAAUUCGGACCCCUUCACCUGGGGGGACUUUUUGGUGCCCGCCGACCCUUUUCUGGGGACCUCCACCCGGGCAGCCCCAGAGACACUGAGCCCUGCAGUUUGCUGGACCUCCAGACCACUCCCACCUCCGCAAGAGGAUUUGCCAGCCGCGUCCUGGUGGGGGGAGACUUCCUGCCCCCCGGGAAGCACCGUCCCCAAAUGACCAGGGACACGCGGUUUCCAGAACUACGCCUGCCGGGCUUCGCGGGACGGGACUGUGGCCAAAGAUGUGAGGACCAGAGAGGCGGCUGUUC
This is a messenger RNA of Thamnophis elegans (Western terrestrial garter snake), 3150 nucleotides long. It is a transcript of the gene MAP3K11, whose product is annotated as mitogen-activated protein kinase kinase kinase 11. Gene Ontology annotation, cellular component: centrosome. Gene Ontology annotation, molecular function: ATP binding; JUN kinase kinase kinase activity; protein binding. The record is from RefSeq and is a predicted model, not a curated record. Gene Ontology annotation, biological process: protein phosphorylation; microtubule-based process; positive regulation of apoptotic process. Lineage: Eukaryota; Metazoa; Chordata; Lepidosauria; Squamata; Natricidae. The transcript is spliced from 10 exons. Bases 441 to 3059 code for a protein of 872 amino acids.